Messenger RNA from Mollisia scopiformis, 1248 nucleotides. RefSeq lists its product as uncharacterized. Gene Ontology annotation, biological process: regulation of transcription by RNA polymerase II. The record is from RefSeq and is a predicted model, not a curated record. Lineage: Eukaryota; Fungi; Ascomycota; Leotiomycetes; Helotiales; Mollisiaceae. Gene Ontology annotation, molecular function: DNA-binding transcription factor activity, RNA polymerase II-specific; RNA polymerase II cis-regulatory region sequence-specific DNA binding. The transcript is spliced from 4 exons. The coding region runs from base 1 to 1248 and encodes 415 amino acids. Gene Ontology annotation, cellular component: transcription regulator complex; PcG protein complex.
AUGGACGUCAUGGAGUUAGUAGAGAACGAGCCCAACGCCCGCCCCUUCCAGUGUGACUGGCAAACUUGCAACAAAAGUUUCAAUCGAAAGUCCGACCUUCAAAGACAUUAUCGAAUCCAUACCAAUGAGCGUCCAUACUCAUGUAUGACUCCUGGUUGUGGAAAAAGCUUCAUCCAGAGGAGUGCCUUGACCGUCCAUAUCCGUACCCAUACAGGCGAGAAGCCUCAUCAAUGCCAGCAUAUUGGGUGUGGAAAGAGAUUCUCUGAUUCCUCCAGUCUGGCGCGACAUCGCCGCAUUCAUACAGGGAAGCGACCCUACAAGUGUGCUCAUGAGGGCUGCCUCAAAAGCUUUUGCAGAAAGACAACCAUGGUCAAGCAUCAACGUCGUUCCCACCAGCGAGGAGUUCACUCUUCGGAACUUGACGAUGGUGACACCUCUGAUUCCGACAGUGGAGAGUCCCCAUCCACUCCUCAACACCCUGGACACGUGCAAUGGCCUCAAACUGUUCAAAUUCCUCAACACAUGCCUCAUGGGCAUCACAUGCACCGAGCACACUCAUUUGCUGACUUUGGCCACCACCAAAUUGACAAUUAUCCCAUGCAGCAGAACUUCGGUCAUCGCCACAGUCUCUCAUCUGGAGGAGCUCAACACUUCAACGGUCCCAUCCAAGAACACGGCCAUCACAAUCCCAUAAUGCAUCGUGCUCCAAGUCUUCCUGCUCACUCUUCAUACUAUGUGCCAGAGCAGAACAAUCCCGGUGUCGCUACAUUGAACACGAACCCGACUCCCAUUCAAACUUACCAGAUUCCUCGUCAGCUGGAGCGACAAGAAGUUCUUCAAAGCAGUCCCAGCAGCUACUCAUCCGCUUCGAGAGCAAGUCCAGUGUCGCAGGAGCCCUUCUACACACACCACCCUGCACAAGCUGCGACAUAUGCACUCCAAAACUCGUCUCCGAUUGAGCAACAACCAAUGGUUCAGUACCAGCAGCAGAUGCCCCAGCAUCUUGCUCAGCAUCAUGGUCUCCCACAGCCAAUUUCGCAACCUCAUCAACAGGAACAGUUUCACUCUCCAGCGCCACAAGAAGGGCAGUGGUACGACAACGUUGCGUACCAAGCUCCUGUGGAGGUCAUCAGCCAUAUUCCAUCGUACCCUCAAACACAUGUCUUUACCGAUCCAUGGGCACAAAAAAUCGAGGCUUUUGACGAUCCAUCCUUGCAGAUGCCCAGUGCUCGCAUUGAGAAUCUGUAA